Myotis brandtii (Brandt's bat) is the source of this 4679-nucleotide messenger RNA. RefSeq names its product coiled-coil domain containing 97 (gene CCDC97). NCBI's taxonomy places the organism in Eukaryota, Metazoa, Chordata, Mammalia, Chiroptera, Vespertilionidae. The record is from RefSeq and is a predicted model, not a curated record. Bases 1667 to 2704 code for a protein of 345 amino acids. The transcript is spliced from 5 exons.
CCACUGAGCCAAACCAGUCAGGGCAAGGAAAAUAUUUUAAAAUAGGAGUGAGCCAGGUUAAAGGACAUUCUGAUUGCAUUCCCACAGCCCAUCAUCCCCAGCAGUUUGAGUCAUUUCUUCAUUCCCUCUGGACAGCCUGUGUUCCUGGCCCUUUGUGAGGGGCAAUGCUGGAGCACAGGAAUAGCCAGUUCAGCUCCAUCCCUUCCCUCACAGGAAGUAUCUCAGCGUGUGGAAGGGACACAGGCUACAAAAAGGAGAAAGGCCAAAUCGUUUUGAGGUCAGGGUGGGACAUCUAAACAUAAGGAGCGGAAGUUGGUGGCUAGUUAGACUAAAAGACGCUAGAGUAAGUGCCCACUCUCCCUGCUAAGCAAGGGCCUCUAGCCUGGGAAUUCUUACCAACUCUGGUCUAUGUGUUGAGCAACAGCUCCCUCUGCUGGCCUCAAUACAUUUAAGUGUAGUAUCUAUCUAUCUGUGUGGGAUAUGUGCUGGGAAUGCAAACUGCUCCUGGCCAGUGUCUAGAUAACUGCACCAGCCUCCUCACAGAUCUCCCUUCCCCUGAAACCCCUUGCCCUAUCCCCACAGGAUAUAAAGGAGCUCAAGCUACUUAAUAUGGCUUAUGAGGCCCCAUACCUGGCCCCUGGUGACCUCACCGUCUUCAUCUUUUGCUGCUCCCCCUUUGCACUUCAGAUAAGUGAUUUGGGGGGAGUCAAGUCCCUUGAAUCUAUAAAUGCCAUGAUCCAAAUUCACAUGUAUGUGGAAUUUUGCAUAAAGAUACAUGAGGUUCUCAAUUCUCUGCCGCCCAAUCAAGGCCUUCAAGUUAGAACUUAUUCCCAUUCCAUAUGAAGCCUUUACAGCAACCAGAACUAUCCAUGUGUGUGCUCUCUAGAUCUUUGGCUUCUCCCAUCCCCCUACCUAAACCCUUCCCUACCGCCCUUCCUCUUGUCCUAAAUCAUCUUUCAGGUCUCAACUGGGGCAUCUCAUCCUCCCAAAAGAAGCCUUCCCUGGGCCUCCAGAAUGGGUGGCAGCUCCCUUAUCCCCCUCAGUCCAUUAGAGCCCUGAACAUUCAGGACGGUCACUGGUGACAUGUCUACUACCUAAGGCAAAGCAGUUUCCUAAGGCCACGUUUUUCUCCAUAUCUGCAGAUUGUCCCAGCCCUCACCACCCAGCUCAUGCUAACCGGAGACCGGGUGUGAUGACAGAGCAAGAGACAAGGCUUAGUAAAUAUUCUUUGAAAUGGUGAAAAGAAAAGGAAAGGCUGGCGUUUAAACUAGACCACAAACCCUUUGAGGCCCUGAAGGGUUUCUCAUUCAACCGAUCAUCCAUCCCAAAAUUAAGCAUGCGGGCUUUGGAGUCACUGCCGUGAACAGGUUGAACAUCUUCCUCCUGAUAUACCAGUUCCGUAGCAGUUCAGAUUGGAGGUGGGGGGAACCAAGUGUUAGGCCUCUGACACGGGUGGCCUUUUCCUUCCCGGCUACGGAGAGUGAAACCUAAGUGAGACACGCAUGCGCAUAGAAAGGUCCGCCUUCUGCCCGGAACUUUGGUUCUGGGCGCAGCGGGGCAUCGGGACCCCAGCGAGUGUGCUCAGCCGGAAGUGGCCGCUUAGGGCGUGGAGCCGAGUUGACGGUGCGGAGCCUACCUCGGCGGUUAAAAAGCGUAGAAAAUCCGGAUGGAGGCUGUGGCGGCGGCGUCGGCGACAGCAAGGGAACCUGAUGAAGGCUGCACAGAGCCCACUUCUGGGCACUGGGGGGAGCUGAGCUGGAUGCCAGUCCCAUCCAGACCCGUGGACAAGGUGGAAGCAGCAGAGGGCGUUCCAAAGGCCCUGGGCAAUGACGCCUCUGGGACUGAGAAUGCAGCAGUGAGUGCUAUGCUGCAUGCCGUGGCUGCCAGCCACCUGCCUGUAUGCAGCCAGCAGCAAGGAGAGCCUGACCUGACGGAGCAGGAGAAGGUGGCCAUCCUGGGCCAGCUGUAUCACGAAAAGCCACUGGUGUUUCUAGAGCGUUUCCGCACAGGCCUCCGCGAGGAGCACCUGGCCUGCUUUGGCCACCUACGUGGUGAUCACCGUGCAGACUUCUACUGUGCGGAGGUAGCCCGGCAGGGCACCGCUCGGCCCCGCACCCUACGUACACGCCUGCGUAACCGGCGCUACGCUGCCCUGCGUGAGCUCAUCCAAGGGGGCGAGUACUUCAGUGACGAGCAGAUGCGGUUCCGGGCUCCACUGCUGUAUGAGCAGUACAUCGGGCAGUACUUAACCCAGGAGGAGCUCAGUGCCCGCACCCCAGCCCACCAGCCACCCAAGCCCGGCUCCCCCGGCACACCCCCUUGCCCACUCUCCGACCUGCUGCUGCAAUCCUACCAGGAACAGGAGCUGCAGCAACGGCUGCUCCAGCAGCAGGAGGAGGAGGAGGCCUGCCUGGAGGAGGAGGAAGAAGAGGAAGAGGACAGUGACAAGGAAGACCAGAGCCCUGGCAAAGAUUCGGAGACCUGGGUUCCCGACUCCGAGGAGAGGCUGAUCCUGCGGGAAGAGUUCACCAGCCGGAUGCACCAGCGCUUCCUGGACGGCAAGGACGGGGACUUUGACUACAGCGCCGUGGAUGAUAACCCCGACUUCGACAACCUGGACAUUGUGGCCCGGGAUGAGGAAGAGAGGUACUUUGAUGAGGAGGAGCCUGAGGAUGCACCUAGCCCGGAGCUAGACGGGGACUGAUGGCCCAGCCACCCGCCCUGUCCACCCCCCCACCCCCCAAACAAGGCAGCUGAUCAGUGGCUGGCUCAGAGACUUUCUUCAGGGACCCCAGUGAAGCUGCCUCAGAGGGUCUGGUCCCAUCUCAGACUGCCCCUCCCGCUGUGUCUGCAGUUCCCCCCAACCCAACCCUGCUUCAUUGCUGUUUCUCUGGGUUUCUUUCUCUGUCUUUGGUCUCUUUUUCUCCCUGCCUUUCUGUCUCCCUCUCUCCACCUCAGUCUCUUUCCUCUCUGCCUUUCUGUUUCUCCUCCUCAUUCUGUGCCUUGGCCUCUGUCACCACAACAGGGCGAACAUCCUUCCCUUGACCAAGUCCAGCAGGGCCCUUUGUAGCUAGAGCCAGCCAAGUCGACACCAGUGCCCAACUUGGGGUCGGGCUGAUCCCUGGGCCCCAGAGCAGCUCGCUAUCUCCCCUCCUGGUCCCUACUCUGUUAUUCACCUGUCCCAUUUGUCAAGCUCUCCUUGCCUCUAUAUGUUCCCUUCUCUCCUUCGGCCUUGUGGGCCUGUGGUUCUUCCUGCCAGUCCGUUUCCAUCUCUCAGCCUUUAUCUCUGGGUUUCAGUGCCAUCCCCAGUCUGGCUGCUGAGUGUGGCCUCACUGCAGGCAGGGGGAGAGCACAGAGGUGUCCACAGCCAUCACCGCUCCACUGGGACCCAGCCCUGGGAGGGAUGGGCAGGGGAAGCACUGGGUAUCAUGGGCCUGCCAGCUUGGGAGUGGGGGAGGGGCACUCUCCCCUCCCAGCCCACAGCCCCCCUCUGCCCAGCCACAAUUUUCCCUUUCUUCACUUCCUCUGCCUCUCUCUCCCUCUUGUUUACACUCCCCAAAUACGCACAGGCUGUUAUCAUGGGUCCUGAGUCAUCCCACACACACAGGCUGCCCCUCGUCUCUGCCCCCAGCCAGCCACAGGCCCGCCCCACAGAGCCCCCUGCCUCCCCGGCUAAUGGGAGCCAGAUGGCCGCCUGGUGACUCAGCCACCGGCCUGUGGGAACCCAGGCAUCCCGCCUUCCCAUGCCCCCACACCCAGCUCAUGCUCCCCCAGUAGACACAUGGAAAAGGGCCGUCUGCUGGAGGAGAGCAUGGCCACGGGUCAGGGAGGUGGGGCCUGGGGCCUCUCAGCCCUGUGCACAGGAGUAGCGGCAUCCUUCCACAGCCAAACCUAAAGACCCUUCAAGCUGCCUCUUGGGGCAUGUAGUCCAGAGUGAGCAGAGGCCUUGAGGCCUCCUAGGGCCAUGACUGGACCCCCAGGCCUUAGCUCUGCCCUCUGGGUCAGCCAGAAUUAGAGCCAGACACAGAAAGUGAGAGCUGGAUGGGCACGGAGGGACAUUCAGGCUGUUCAAUGAGAAAAAAAAAAAGGAAAGUUCUGGUUUCUGAGCAGUUCUAUCCUGUGCCAGGCCCGAGCCAGGUGCUUGACACUGCGCUGAAUCCUCCAGACAUCGCUGCGAACUAGGGACUCAACUCAUAGACCGGGCAAGGGAGGCCCAGGAAGGAGGGCGGCCUUCAGAGGUGAAAAGGCAGGUCUAGAACCACAAGUCCUAGAGAGCUCUACUGGCCUGCGGUCAGCUAUCGGCACUCAGAGUGGACAAAUGCACAGACGUCCUCACAUGGGAAGACGAGAAGACUUAGCUGUUGAUGAUGAUAGCAGCUAAGCUUUGGGCGCCUCUUCGGCACCAGGCACCGUCCUCCACACAGACUUGACUGAAUCAUCUUGACAGAGAAGCCAGUAUUUGAAUCCCAACCAUCACGGUCCUGUGCGCCUCUUGCUAUCAGUACUGAUAAUCCACCUCCCGGAGGAGGCCCAGGGUCAUCCAGGCAGCUGACUCACAGGAGAGACGUGUGUCCUGGCACCUGUGCUUAUGCCCUCAGGUUGUGAGCACACUCCUACUCCAGGCAUCAGCCCUUAGUGCACAUUUUUCACCAUUCGAUCAUUAAAUUUGUGGUAUACUG